Mesorhabditis spiculigera is the source of this 657-nucleotide messenger RNA. NCBI's taxonomy places the organism in Eukaryota, Metazoa, Nematoda, Chromadorea, Rhabditida, Rhabditidae. The record is from the annotation of a GenBank genome assembly.
AUGUUUGCUCAACUCGGUAUCCUCGCAAGGAUUUUUGAGUUGCACGCCUUUAAAGCAUUCCUCCUCUACUAUUCGUGGCCAUUUUUCUUUAUCCUAUUACCGAUCAAUUUGACAUGUAUUUUUGAGCGGUUUCUGGCUACGAUAUUCUACCAGAACUAUGAGACGAUGCGACCUUGGUAUAUUUUUCUGCUGCCAGCGUGUUCAUUGAUUUGUGUAAUCGCACUGUACGUCAAGAAAUUAGAUGACAUCUGGUCGGUUCUCGAUGAUUUGGCGAUUUACGCCCUUCAAAUAAUUCUGCCCUACUGCUUCUGGGACAGCAUGUUCAACCUGAUCGGUUUGGUUUUUCUCCAAUUCCUCAGCGUCGACGAGGCAUUUAUACCAGCAACGUGUAUCCAGUCGCCGAUUGCCUAUACGGCUGCGUUUUUCGCGGUGUUGGUGUUCCGACAAGUGGUGUGCCUACUCUCGCCGAUUGUCACCUUUCGCAUCAACACAAUCUUGCGCAGACCGGUGCUCGAUUUGUUGCGGAAAAUUGGUGUAUACGGGAAGAAUCGAAUCCGCGGUAUCCAUCACCGGCAAGAAUUCCGGAAUGUGAUGGGACGGCGGAUAGCGCUCAGCGCCUCACAGGAUAUGUACUUUAGUCAGCUUACUGCUCAUUGG